Molecule: messenger RNA, 669 nt
Organism: Lodderomyces jiufengensis
Lineage: Eukaryota; Fungi; Ascomycota; Pichiomycetes; Serinales; Debaryomycetaceae
Gene: REX2
Product: Rex2p
Exons: 1
Coding region: 1-669 (222 amino acids)
Cellular component (GO): mitochondrion
Molecular function (GO): 3'-5'-RNA exonuclease activity; nucleic acid binding
Source: RefSeq, a predicted model, not a curated record
AUGUCACAACCAAAACCAACUCAAAAUUCAAAUACAACAUCUCCCUUAAAACAACUCCAAUCCUUUUUAGCACAAAAGAUAGAAAAACCAUUAGUAUGGAUAGAUUGUGAAAUGACAGGAUUAGACGUAUUUGGAUCAGAUAAUAUUAUUGAAAUAUGUUGUUACAUUACAAAUGAAAAUUUAGAAAUUAUUGGAGGUGAAACAAAUUUUUUUGAAAGUACUAUUUAUUACCCAAGGGAAAAAUUGGAUAAAAUGAAUGAAUGGUGUAUAAAGACUCAUGGAGAAAGUGGAUUAACUAAAAAAAUCCUUGAAAAUCCACAAUUAACAUUGGAUAAAGUUGAACAAAGCUUACUCAGUUUUUUACAAAAACAUAUCCAACCUAAAACAGCUAUAAUGGCAGGUAAUACAAUUCAUAUGGAUAAAUUUUUUAUGAUGAAAGAUUUUCCACAAGUAAUAGAAUAUUUGAAUUAUCGAGUAUUAGAUGUUUCUUCAAUAAUGGAAUUUGGUAAUAGACAAUAUCCUCAAUUAUUAGAUUAUCAACCACAAAAGAAACAUUUACAUACUGCUAAAUCUGAUAUUUUAGAAAGUAUUAAUCAAUUAAAAUGGUUUAGAGAUCAUUAUUUUAAAAAUGAAGAUGAAAUUAAAUUGGAAUUAGACAAAUUGAAAUGA